CGGACAGAGACUGAAAAUGGCUAAUAAGUGUCUCAUAUUUCUGCUGGUGCUGAAAAUGAUCUGCUCACUUCUAAAAGGUACCAGUGGAGUGAAAGACACUCAUGUGAUCUUCAGUUCUGGUGAAAAUGUCACUCUGCCCUGUAAUAAUGCCGGUUCUGACUGCAGCACAACUACAUGGAACUAUAAUAAUAAUAGAAAUUCAGAGACAAUUGAACUGUUUAAGAAAGGGAAGAAGAAUAACAUAGAGAGAUACGAGAGACUGAGUCUGGGGUCUGACUGCUCUCUGAACAUCAAUAAAGCCUCAAAAGAAGAUUAUGGAUCUUACACCUGUCAGCAAUUUAUUAAUGAUCAUCAACAAGGAAAUGAUGCACGUGUUUAUCUGCAUUUUCUUCAUGUCUCUCCAUCAUCCACACAGACUGAGAUAAGACCAGACAGUUCUGUGUCUCUCUCCUGUCAGUUGAUUUUACAUGAUGGAGUUUUGUGUGAUAAUUUGGUCCGUUUUGAGGGAAUUCAGCUGUUGUGGGUGAAUCAGGCUGGUGUUGAUCUGCAGAGAGACUCCAGAUAUCAGAUAUCAUCAGGACACUGUAUCAGCACUCUGACUACAAAACUCCUGAAUGAAGACAACAACAGAAAGUGGACGUGUCAAGUUAAAAAGGGAACUAAAGUGGAGGCUUCAUUCAGCUAUUCUGUCAAGUAUUCGGCUCCAGCUGAUACAACACCUGUGCGUUCAGUCACCAACAGUGAGUCAUUGUCAAACACACAGUAACUCCUACACAAGAUACUGAACUGAUGUCACUUUAGUGGUUUGCCGUGUUCUUCUACAUACAGAAAAUACAUGUCCAUGUUUUCAAAUAUAUAUUUCAAAUAUAAGUGAUUUCUCUAUGAAGGAAUUAAGAAUGAAAAUCUACUCAGAUUGUUGUGUGCAAAGUAACUCUUUCUUAAUGAAAAUCAAAGAUGUCAGUGAUCUGGAUUGUUUUGUUCCUGCUCUUACAAUGAUACAGCGUGCGUGACAAUAUAUCUGAUACAGUCUGUUUUCUGAUGAAGAUCUUCAAUACAGUCAUGUGACUGUUCUGUUACACUAUAGUUGCACUGAUACAGAGUCAACAACAGCUGAUGAAUUAAAGAAGACAAUGAUAAGAAAAAGAAUUGGAAGAGAAAUACAAAUAUGCAUUCCUUGAUGUUGUUUUCUUGUUUAUAAAUAGAUGUUUUGUAUUCAGUUCGAUUUUUUGUUUUUCUACACAUGGUGCACAUGAACUAAAAUACAUCCUCCAAAGUUGCAACUUUUACAACUACGUAUAACAAACUAUCUUCAGUCUUCACCCCAAUCUCUGAAAGGACCUCAACUUCCAAAGCACCAGUACCUCCAUCACAACAAGUGAUUGUGAUUGUUGGUGUGAUUGCUGCAUUAGCUGUUCUCCUUCCUGCUGUUCUUCUAUGUGUGAUCCUUAAAAAGAGAGCUGGUAAUAGACGAGAGAUUCACUCCAAUUCUACCCCAGGUGCAAAUACAGAUGAUGUGACUUAUUCACUGGUUACAGUUUCUGGAAAAAAGCAGGUGUCAAAGAUCAAUGUUCAUUCUGAUGAUAACGUGACUUACGCUUCCAUCAGAGGAGCAACAGCUGGACCCCACUGAGGACUGCAGUGAACUUUAUACCACAGUGAACAAGAUUGUUUGCAAAUAAAUCAAACAAACAAACAAACAGUUAGUAAUUACACAAAGCAACACCACA
This is a messenger RNA of Xyrauchen texanus (razorback sucker), 1727 nucleotides long. RefSeq lists its product as uncharacterized. The transcript has 8 exons. The record is from RefSeq and is a predicted model, not a curated record. Gene Ontology annotation, biological process: interleukin-15-mediated signaling pathway; T cell activation; positive regulation of ERK1 and ERK2 cascade. Gene Ontology annotation, cellular component: membrane raft; external side of plasma membrane. NCBI's taxonomy places the organism in Eukaryota, Metazoa, Chordata, Actinopteri, Cypriniformes, Catostomidae. Gene Ontology annotation, molecular function: protein tyrosine kinase binding; MHC class II protein binding. The coding region runs from base 17 to 766 and encodes 249 amino acids.